AGAGGGGUGUGUAUGUGUAUAUGUGUUUGUGUGUGUGAUGCACGAACAGGGAAGGCAUCACUGUGUUGUUUCCCUCCUGUUUCCACUCUACUGAUUGUUUUUUUUUUUUACACGGAGAAUGAGAGCGGCGCAGAGCGCGCACACGGCGGCGCAGAGAAGAUGAACGGUGCGCUCUACAUCUCGUUCUUCCAGGGGCAGCUGGAGUCGGCGCUGGAGCAGGUCGUGCAGCUCGCCGUGACUGAGAUCACAGGCACGGUCGGGGCCAGCCUCAGCGCCAUGCUGCUGGAGACCGCCCGGAAGGAGCAGGAGAACCAGCGGCUCCGAGCCUCCAUCCAGUCCCCGCGGCGCCUGGACACCGAGCCUCAGCGAGCUGCCCCCAGGCCCGGGUCUUCUUCCCCCGUCCCUCAGUCACCCGGCUCCCACCCCGACUCUCUUCGGCAGGAGCAGAAGAGACGGGCCGUUGGUCAGUUAAAGGUAGUGAUGGAGCGUGUGCUGGAAUUCGCCAAGUGUGAACUGAGUAAGAUCGUAGAGGACAGCUUCGACGAUGUUCUUUUGGAACUCAGGAAGACGGAGCGGGAGAACGAGGAGCUCAGGGAAAAGCUCCGUGGCAGACUGGUGGAGAACCAACCGGGAGAUGCUGAGAAGAACGAGCCUCCGGGGGACGUCGUGGGAUCUCCUAAAAGUACUGAUUUAGUGAAGGAUGUUGAGGAGAAAGCGGACAAGGACGAACAGGGAAUGGAGCAGAUGCAGAGCGCUGAUGCAGACUCUGCCUGUCCCGCCGUUAUCAGCGUGUCUCAUGACUGGGUCCCGGUGCUGGAUCAGGUGUUCGGGCAGAAAUGGUGUGCCGACAUUUGGCUCGAUAAAGAACCUGAACACGUUAAAGUGGACCGGCCACAUUUGCCUUCUGGAGAACCAGUCAGGAAAGACUCAGCACCAGAAAGGAAGGACGACAGCCAGUUAGAUCAGCCGCAGUGGCUGCAGGACGCUGAGGCCCUGACUGUGACCUUUAACCCACAGCAGACCUCGGAGACGAGUUCAACAGGAGACGAUGUUCCGUUAAAAUCUCCCUCGAUGCUCCACCGUCUCCUCACGCUCCCGACACAGCUGUUAGACGGCGACGAUGAGUCGAUGGAGUCAGAGGAGAGUCUGCUGAAUGCAAUCACCUCGCUGCAGAGUGCCCAGACACCUCUUCAAGGUGACCCCGCCAGAGCGGACGACCCCGACACUGGCGAAGACCUCGAGGACCAGGAGGACGAUGACGGCCAGGAGGAAGGAUCCAAGCCGAGGUCCUGCAAAAGUGGGAGGAAGAACCACGUGUGUAAGACCUGUGGCAGGAAGUUCAGUCGAGCUCACCUGCUAAAAUCGCACCGGCUCACGCACAGGGAGGCUCGCUCGCCGUUCUCCAAACUUCACACCCCAGCAAGCACCGAUUCAGAGAAGAACACCUGAGAGAAGUGCAGCUUGGCGCGUUUGCAAGGAGAUUACGGAAGUUUCACAAGGCAGGCGUGUGUGUCGGUGUAAAUCCGUCACGUUUCCAUCAUUUUAUCGUGACAUUACCUGAAGACUCAACGAUAACAUCGUACUGCGUGGUGAAUAUUGUGAUUAAUUGUUACUAAUGAUUAUCAGCACACACCUAACAUUAUAAAUCCAGAGUGUGAAGGUACUUAAGGCAAUGCAAGGAAUAUUUCAUUCUCCACUUCAUGAUUCAUGAGUGUGUGUGUGUUCUGUACAAGCUUUGUUCCAGGUAAAGAAGUUCUAUUUUGCUCUGUUUUAACCAGUUAAAUAUAUUACAGAAGACCCAGAGAGAGUUUGUUGUUAGUGUUGUAAAAAAAGUCUCUGGUUGUGUUUCCAUCCACACACACCCAAACACACACAGGCACAUGGGCUCGUCCAUCCCAGAUGUAACCGUAAUGCGGUUUACGACGCAGCCUCAGAGAUUUUCAACCCUAGAGAGACGACACUUCCACUCGCGCAGGAUCACUCUUCUUUACGUUCAGGUUAUGAUGAGACAAUCGCUUGUGUGGCGUGUACCUGCUGGGGGAUUUGAUCACACGACAUGCUCAAGCCCCCAUAACCCCCCGCCCCCCACUUUCACAAUAGAACAGGGCUCUCGAUUGACAUCUCAUACAGAGCUUUUACCCUAGCAUGUCACGUCACACGGAAUGUUCUGGAAUUUGUUCUGGAUCUCACUCAGUUGGAUGGAAACACAUACCUGAGGUGAGGAAGUCAUGUGACAGGAAGACCUGUUUCACUUCCUGUUUUGUUUGUUUGUUUGUUUUUUGUUAAUCUAAUGGAUGGAGAGACACGAUGACUCACAAACAUUUGAACUGUAAAUAAAUAAAUAAACUCCACAGUCUUCGUUUUUUACAGAAAUACCUCUUCGGACAGCGCGACUGGCUUUGUCUGAGCGUUUAAUCGGAUUUAAACGACGCAAAAUGAAGAUCGUUUGGAUUUCUGCCUCGUGACACACAAGCUGCAUAAACUCCAACUCCCGUUAUAAAUCCCUCAUGCAUGUGGAGGUUUAUGCAACGUUAUGCUCCAUCGUUCCAUCUUCAGGAGCUUUAAAGAAAAAAAAAACACUCAUAAAUGUUAAGAUUUGCUUGCUGUGGACUGCUGCAGAUACCUCGUGCACUGGCGUCUUGUCUUCCUGUUCUCACCGUGCUUCAUCUCUGUAGCCAUGUGACCAUGACAACUCCUCCAGUCUGUAAGCAUUCAUCACGGGUUUUAUCAUCGUUACUAUUACUAUAAUUUUUUGGUUCUUUUAUUUUAGUAUUUUAACACAUAGAGCUUUAGAGCUAACACAACUAGCUACUUAGCUAUAGAUAAAGCAUUAGCAAGAUCAGCGUAACCACAGGAACAACAAAUACGACUGUUAGAUGGAGAAGCAAGCGUGUGCUCGAGUCAGGUCUGUUAGAUGCAAAGCUGCCUAUCGAACAACGGAAUAAACUUCCAAGUCCAAUAAUAAUAAUAAUAUGUUUUUUUUAAACAUUGCAAUAUAUUGUAUUGAGCAUGUUAAUUAAUAAGCAACCGCUCCAGUAAUAAUCAGACAUUUCCUGAUUAAUGAAGAAUCACAGUUAAAACCAAGAUCAGAUAUCAGUCUGAUAGAAAGUUUAGAAAAGCAAAUAACUAUAAUUAAGAAUAUCUAAUUUGUCUAAGAACGGCUCUCGGGCGUGGACCUGUACAUCCUAAUGUGCUGGAUGAUGUCAUAGGUUUAUUAUGUUGCCGCUCUCCACACAAUACAGAUCGUACACACCUUUCUGACCUUUUUAAUUUUUAUAAAUUCAGGUUUUGAACGUACAAAAAUGAACACCAGCUGAUGACUGAUUUAUCACUACUUGCUACCCGAAAGAUAUUAUGAUGAUGCCUUGGUGCCUAUUAGAUUAAAAUUGCGUUUCUACGAGCGUCACGUUUUUAUAAAUAUCCAGAUUCGUUAUUAUAUUUUCCCUGAUUUUGUUACAAUUUAAAACCUUUACCAAAUUUUAAUAGUGACUUAAUAAAAAGUAAUUAAAUGUAACCUGUUCCUUAUAACAUUUGUGUUCUUACUUAAAAACCAAGGACAGCAUUUAAACAAUACAAACUAACUUCAAAUACAAGAGUUUAAUAUUUAACUAAGCAGCGCAUAUCUGUCAUCCAUCAUAAUUAAUUAUAUAUUUU
Molecule: messenger RNA, 3654 nt
Organism: Clarias gariepinus (North African catfish)
Lineage: Eukaryota; Metazoa; Chordata; Actinopteri; Siluriformes; Clariidae
Exons: 4
Coding region: 13-1449 (478 amino acids)
Source: RefSeq, a predicted model, not a curated record